Messenger RNA from Solanum stenotomum, 2001 nucleotides. RefSeq lists its product as uncharacterized. Gene Ontology annotation, molecular function: nucleic acid binding. NCBI's taxonomy places the organism in Eukaryota, Viridiplantae, Streptophyta, Magnoliopsida, Solanales, Solanaceae. The transcript has 9 exons. The coding region runs from base 1 to 2001 and encodes 666 amino acids. The record is from RefSeq and is a predicted model, not a curated record.
AUGCCUAGUGAUAUGAUUCAAAACCCAAAGAAAAGUGGGCACUGCAUGGCUAUCACCAUGAGAAGUGGUAAAUCACUACCAGAACCUACACCUGCAAGCAUUGAGCAGGAGGAAAGUAUAGAAAGGAAUGCUGAAAAAGAGAGGCUCAAGAAGAAAUCUCAGUAUGGAAAAUUCAUGAGACUCAUAUCCAUGCUUUGGACACUACCAAUAAAUAUUCCAUUAGUAGAGGUUUUGGAACAGAUGCCAGGAUAUGCUAAGUUUAUGAAGUACUUGGUAACAAAAAAGGGGACGACAAGUUUUGAACCAACAAAUAAUGUUCACAAUUGUAGUGAUAUUGCUACAAGGUCCUUGGUGCAGAAGAAAGAGGACCCGGGUGCAUUUACUAUACCAUGCACUAUUGGUGCAUUCGAGUUCACUAAAGCUCUGUAUUUCAAGGUGGAUUUUGAAGUUCCCAUAAUUUUGGGAAGGCCAUAUUUGGCUACUAGUAGAGCAUUGGUUGAUGUGGAGAGUGGGGAGCUAAAAUUUUGGCUAAAAAAUGAAGAGGUCAAGUUCAAAGUGUGUAAGUUGAUGAAGCAACCACACGAUAUGAGUGUGGUGUCCGCGAUUGAUAUAGUUGAAGAAAGGGUCACUGAAUCAUCGAUAGAAGAAAGAUUUACUUUAGAAACACUAGUUGCAGACAAACCUACAACAAAACCAUCUAUUGAGGAACCACAUGUGCUUGAAUUGAAGCAGCUGCCGGGUCAUUUGAGGUAUGUCUUUCUAGGUGAAAAUAAGACUUUGCUAGUUAUUGUGGCUGCAAAUCUUAAUGUUGAACAAGUGCAAACAUUGGUGAAGGUGUUGAAAAGGUUCAAGAAAGCAAUUGGUUGGACCAUUGCUGACAUAAUUGGGAUACCUCCAGUGAAAUGUGUGCCCAAGAUAGGUGGAAUAACUGUAGUGGCGAAUGCAAAGAAUGAGUUGAUUCCGCAGAGGUCAGUUAUCGAUUGGUGGUGUGCAUGGAUUACAAUUUCAAUUGCACUAGAAGAUCAGGAGAAAACCACUUUCGCAUGCCCUUAUAGUACUUUUGCGUUCAAACACAUGCCAUUUGGAUUAUGUAAUGCACUUGCUACUUUUCAACGGUGUAUGAUAUACAUCUUUUCGGACAUGGUUGAAGACACUUUGGAGGUAUUAGCCGCUACUCUUGAUCUUAUUCCUUGGUUUGCUAACUUUCCCAACUAUCUUGUAAGUGAAUUGAUGCCCGAGGACUUGACCUUUCAACAAAGGAAGAAGUUCUUACAUGAUGUGAGCAAGUACUUUUGGGAUGAGCCUUACUUAUACAGGGUUUAUGCGGAUAAUAUUAUUAGUCGGUGUGUGCCUGAAGCUAAAAUGCUAAGCAUUCUGGAAGCUUGUCACUCCUCUCCAGUUGGUGGACACCAUGUGGGAACUCGCACUGCCCACAAGGUGUUCCAAAGUGGUUAUUAUUGGCUUAGAAUUCAUCAAAACACAUUUGAUAUGGUUAAAGGUUAUGACAUAAGUCAAAUGCAAGGAGUUAUUUCCCAUCGUCAUGAGUUACCUAUGACCCCUAUCUUAGAGGUUGAAUUAUUUGAUAUAUGGGGCAUUGAGUUCAUGGGGGUAGUAGUUUUGGCUUUGGCGGAGAAUAAAGGCAAGAGUGUUGCAGGAUUCUCAAAGAAGAAUAUUUUCUCUAAGCUUGGCACACCUAGAGUGAUUACUAGUGACAGAGGCUCACAUUUCUGCAAUAAAGUGUUUAGCACUCUCCUGGCUAAAUAUGGGGUGAAACAACAUAAAGUGGCUAUGUCUAUUUCCGGGAAAGCAGAGAUCCAAAUGGUCAGGACCAUUCAAAGUGAUCCAGGUUUAUAUGAGGGUCGCCACCUUUUGGUGACUAGUGAAGUUGAGAUGGAUGAUCCAGUUUCUCGAGAGAGCAUCAUGACAUUGAUUGCUAGGCUUAUUGCGACUGACAGUGAGGCAGCAUCAUGGGUAGCCAACUGUAACGACGCAGAAAACUAG